This is a messenger RNA of Chenopodium quinoa (quinoa), 1447 nucleotides long. RefSeq names its product probable WRKY transcription factor 71. Lineage: Eukaryota; Viridiplantae; Streptophyta; Magnoliopsida; Caryophyllales; Amaranthaceae. The coding region runs from base 161 to 1216 and encodes 351 amino acids. Gene Ontology annotation, molecular function: sequence-specific DNA binding; DNA-binding transcription factor activity. The transcript has 3 exons. Gene Ontology annotation, biological process: regulation of DNA-templated transcription. The record is from RefSeq and is a predicted model, not a curated record.
AUUUUCUAAUAUUAUUAACCAACCACACUAUCUAUCUCUUUAUUAUCUCUCUCUUCCAUUAUAUACUUCUUCAACACCAAACCUAAAAACAAUAUAAUUCAUUCUUUUAGUCAAACCCUUCUUUCUCUCUCUACACACAUUUCAUACUUAAUUCAAUUCCAUGUCUAAUGAAGCAACUAAUUACCAUCAUAAUCUCUAUAAUAAUCACUCUUCCAUGUCUAAUGAAGAUCAUCAAUCUAUAUUAGACAAUACUAAUUUCUUCUCAUUUUUUGAUAACCCUAAUAAUUUUAAUACACCUUGUGUAGAUAAUAAUAAUAAUAAUCCAUCUAAUAAUGAUGAUACUUAUUACAACUUUAAUGAGUUCUUACAUGGUUCUUCUAUGGAUUACCCUACGCUCGCGAAGAGCGUAGGGGUAUCCCCUACUUCCUCUGAAGUGUUUUCCUCCGUUGUCGACGAAAACCCGGCAAUGGCCAAAGAAAAGGAGGCAGCGGCAGGUGUUGUUGUUGGAAAUGGGGGCAAUCCUAGCACUCCUAACUCUUCCAUCUCUUCCUCUUCUACGGAAGCCGGUGGCGCCGAUGAUGGUUCAGUUGGGAAGAAAGAUAAUAAGCAGCACCCUAAUAAAGCGGUUGAUGAUCAAGAUGAGUUAAAGCAAGGGACUAAUAAGGGAAAGAAGAAGGGGGGAAAGAAGGAAAGAGAGCCGCGAUUCGCGUUCAUGACGAAGAGUGAGAUUGAUAAUCUUGAAGAUGGGUAUAGAUGGAGAAAAUAUGGGCAGAAAGCCGUCAAGAAUAGUCCUUAUCCUAGAAGCUAUUAUCGGUGCACAACACAAACUUGCUCAGUGAAGAAAAGAGUAGAACGAUCAUUCCAAGAACCCUCAACUGUAAUCACAACCUACGAGGGUCAGCACAACCACGCAGUUCCGGCCACGCUACGAGGUCAUGCUGCAGCGCCCCUCCCUCAUUACUCCAUGCUAGCACCACCACUACGUCCGCCACAACCUUUGUCAUCAUCCAACAUCCCUCAAGAAUUACUAGCUCAACUGGGGCACUGCGGCGGUACGAGUGCUAGUGUUUCAUCCUUCCCACACUUCUCUCGUCUCCAACAACGUAAUCAUUAUCAUCAUCAUCAACAACAACAUAACCAUCAACAGUUGCAAACGGAGGAUUAUGGGCUUUUGCAAGAUGUGGUUCCUUCGUUUCUCUUAAAGCAAGAGCCUUAGUUAUAUUUUAUUAAUAUUUCUGUAUGUUAUUUAUGAGUUUAUACAUGUUAUAAUAAUUUUUCCAACCAUUCUAAUCUUAUGUUAUAGAGGAUUUUUUUUGACUAUUUUCAUGAUUAGCGUAUACUUUGCGUUUUAAAUUAGUGAUAAAUUAUCUAUUAUACUACAUGCUGUGUACUGGUAUUGGAUCCUGCAUAAAGCUAAAUAAUAUGGACCACUAAUUUGUAGAAAUUA